Rotaria sp. Silwood1 is the source of this 957-nucleotide messenger RNA. The record is from the annotation of a GenBank genome assembly. Lineage: Eukaryota; Metazoa; Rotifera; Eurotatoria; Philodinida; Philodinidae.
AUGACGACAACUAAUCCUGUUAUGGAUAUGACAAGCAUACGACUCGACAACACAACAUAUUUAAUAGGGGAACAACUAAGAACGAUCGAUAAUGAUUUUUAUUUAAAUGAUCAACAUGUCCAGAAUAUUGAUAGACCACAAAAUUUGAAUUCACAUACAGUAAAAUGGAAUAGUAUUUAUAUUCGUAUUAUCGUUUUAUUUCUACUAUUACUAUCAUGGUGUUGGGGUGCAGUUACAUUUGGAAAUAUUGCUCAUUUCCUAACAGUAUGUACUGUUGGUCAAUGGUGGUUUCCUGGUGAAUAUAGUCAACAGUAUUCAAUUAGAAAUAGCAUUAAACGAGCAUUUACGACAAGUUUCGGUAGUCUUUGUUACGGUUCACUAUUUAAAACCUUAAUAAAGCCUAAGCAUUUGCCAACUACUGAAAAUAAUUGUCGAAAAAAUAUUUUCUCAUGUGUUUUCAGUUGUAUUUUUCUAACAGUCAAAAGAGCAAUGAGUUAUUUUAAUGAAUGGACAUUUAUUUACUCGACACUUACUGGUCAAGGAUUUGUUGACUCUAGUCGAAGCUUUACAGAAUUAUUUCAAAAACGUGGAUGGACAGUAGUUAUUAAUGAUAAUCUUAUCGAAACAAGUUUCCUGAUUAGCAAUAUUGGAAUAGGUAUUGUUUCAGGUGUACUCAGUGGUCUUCUUAUGCAUGUUCUAAUAAUACAAUCAUCAAACCGGUUUUAUAUUAUAUGUGCUAUUAAUUUUCUAAUAGGCUUUUUAAUUAGUACAGUUUUUACGAGAAUUCUUCUAUUUUCUGUUCGAACAGUAUUUGUUUGCUUUGCUCUCAAUCCGGUAGCAUUGGGUGUGACACAUCCUGAGUAUUUACAAAAGUUGACCAAAGCUUGGCAUAAAUUUUAUCCAAAAGAAUUCGCAAAUAGUGGUUAUACUGAUAAUAUCGUUGAGUCGACGGCUUAA